This is a messenger RNA of Sinocyclocheilus grahami, 1134 nucleotides long. Its product is annotated as urea transporter 2. Gene Ontology annotation, cellular component: membrane. Gene Ontology annotation, biological process: urea transmembrane transport. Gene Ontology annotation, molecular function: urea transmembrane transporter activity. The transcript is spliced from 8 exons. The record is from RefSeq and is a predicted model, not a curated record. The coding region runs from base 1 to 1134 and encodes 377 amino acids. NCBI's taxonomy places the organism in Eukaryota, Metazoa, Chordata, Actinopteri, Cypriniformes, Cyprinidae.
AUGUGGAUUUUGGAAAAAAACACACCACAACGGUCCACAGGCCUAAAACAGCGUUUCAUCAGUGCCCUGCUGUACUGCACCGGAGAAAUGCAACAAUUACAUACCCACAUGCAGGAUAAAUUCUUCCCGCUGCAGCUGGUUGAGUGGUGUUUGCGUGGGAUCUCACGUGUGAUUCUACUAAACAACCCCCUGAGUGGAGCUCUGAUUUUGGCAGCGCUGCUGCUGGAGAGCCCCUGGCAGGCUCUGCUGGGGAUGCUCGGCCUUUUGGCCUCCACCUUCACAGCUAUAAUCCUGGGACAGGACUGUGAGGAGGUAUCCAGUGGCCUUCAUGGUUUUAAUGGGAUGCUGGUGGCUCUGCUGAUGGGAGUGUUCAGCUCUGCUGGAGACUGGUACUGGUGGCUUCUGCUGCCUGUGUAUCUCGGUGGAGCUGCAACGACUUUUCUUUCCAGCAGUUUGUCUCCAGUUCUGGAUCGCUGGGAUUUACCAGUGAACGUCUUCCCCUUUAACACAGUCAUCGUGCUGUAUCUGGCCUGUACUGGAACUUCUAACCCCUAUUUUCCAAACCAUCCUGCCCAGCCACCAGGGGCGCCAGGGAGCACCAACCACACUCAACUCCAUGUUCCACAGCUCCUGCAGGGGGUGGUGUUGGGCGUAGGGCAGAUCUUUGCAUGUGGGACUGUAGGCUCGUCUCUGCUCAUCCUCGGUGCUGUUUUCCUCUUCUCACCCAUCCUGGCUGUCUAUGCUCUCCUGGGCUCUGGCAUUAGCACUAUAGCAGGUCUGUCUAUGUCAGUGCAGCACAGCUUUCUGUACUCUGGCCUCUCAGGUUUUAAUGGUGCUCUGGGUUGCAUGACCAUAGGCGUGUUUUACAUACUUAGCUGGAGAACGCAUCUCUUAUCUAUUGCAAACGCCUUGCUUUCAGCUUACACAGACAUCGCCUUGAGCAACCUGCUAGGAGCUUUGGGCCUCCCAGCAAGCAGUUGGGCUGCAACUCUGACAGGCACUCUGAUGCUGUUGCUGACAGGAAAAAACCUCAAAGAAUACAGAAUCCCUACUGGAAAAGUAACCUCGCCAGAACAGAACUUGCACUCACACAAGCAAUGGUCUGCGGCCAAUACGAAUGCAGCUGAUGUAUAG